AUGACGAACGGUGGCGAAAAGAGCAUGUGUCGUCAGGAUCGGCAUCGUAUAAGCAUCUUGGGCUCUUGGUUCGCUGAAGGUGUCAAGGGGCUCUGCUUUAUCUUGGAGCUAUUUGACGAUGCUAACGGGAUUGGUGGUUUCGUCCUUAUUGCCAUGUGCAGUUUGAUCCGUAUCGAAAUGAUCCGUCCAGUUAGCAGCAGCAGAUUCUGA
This is a messenger RNA of Fusarium venenatum, 210 nucleotides long. The record is from RefSeq and is a predicted model, not a curated record. Lineage: Eukaryota; Fungi; Ascomycota; Sordariomycetes; Hypocreales; Nectriaceae.